AUGACAAGAAGAGUCACAGCCGUCAAAAGUCUAUUGAGGCUCCUAGGCAAGGAGACCUCGAAUAAUAGGAAUGCAAUGCACUUUUGCCUGAACUGCCUAAAGGGCUUUCCCACGGUUGAAUUGAGGGAUAAGCAUUAUGGCUACUGCAAGGACCAAAAGGCUGUUAAAAUCACGAUGCCAAACGAGUCUGAAAAAUGGCUAUUCUAUAGAGAUGGGCAACAGCAAUUCAAAGUACCCUUUGCUAUAUAUGCAGACUUCGAGAUUCUACUCAUCUCAGUAGAAGAUGCAAGGGGUGAAAAGACUAAAAAGCUGAGUAAGCAUGUACCAUCUGGCUGGUGCACAUAUAGUACCUUUGCCUAUGGAAGUGUACCAAAUCCCCUAAUGGUAUACAUGGGCGAGGACUGUGUAACCCCUUUCGUGAACCACCUGGAGGACGAGGUAAAGCGUCUAUACCGUACCUACCCGCCGCACCCCAUGAUGCCUCUAACGGAGGCCCUAAGAAGAGAACAUGACGAGGCAUCGAAAUGUCAUAUCUGCAUGAAGCCGUUUGACGACUGCGAGUAUAACCGUAAGGCCCGAGAUCACUUCCACUAUACAGGUCUGUAUAGAGGCGCAGCGCACGCAAUCUGUAACCUCAGAUACAUAAUACCUAGCCAUAUACCUGUGAUGUUCCACAACCUAAGCGGGCACGACGCACAUCUAUUUAUCCGAGAACUAGGUGAAAAGUACGACACCCAGGACAUUAGGCGCAUCGCCGAGAAUACCGAAAAAUAUAUCAGUUUUAAUGUUAAAAUCAAGGUACCGUUUGCAGGCAUGGGGUAUAGUGAUGGUGAAACGUACAAGACAACAGGGAUUAGGUUUAUCGACAGCUGUCGAUUAAUGCCCUCAAGCCUGGACAAACUUGCAAGCAACCUCGACGAUGAGCAGUGUAAAAAUCUCCGCUGGUUUUUCAACAAGGAUGAUACAUUUAAACUCAUGAGCAAAAAAGGUGUGUACCCUUCCGAAUACAUGGGCGAUUGGCAGCGAUUCAAAGAGGCGCAACUACCUCCCAAGGAUGCCUUUUUCAGUAAUCUGAACAUGAAAGGCAUUAGCGACUAUGAAUAUGACCAUGUGAAAAAGGUAUGGAAUUGUGUAACUCCAGAGGGUGAUAGCAUCACCCUAGGCGACUACCACGAUGUGUACCUCGCUACGGACGUCCUGUUAUUGGUCGAUGUAUUUGAAACGUUCUGGGACGUGUGCUUGACGAAUUACAAGCUUGAUCCUGUGCACUUUUACAGUGCACUUAGUUUGGCCUGGAAGGCGGCUCUCAAGUAUACUGGGAUAAGGUUAGAGCUCCUUACAGACCCUGACAUGCUCCUGAUGUUUGAAAAAGGUAUCCGAGGAAGUAUAACCCAGGCCGUACACUGGUAUGCAAGAGCUAACAAUAGGUAUAUGGGAGAUCAGUACGAUCCAGAGGUUGAAUCCUCCUACCUGCAGUACCUCGAAGGCAAUAACCUCUAUGGAUGGGCGAUGUGCCAAGACCUAACAACGGCUGGCUUCAAAUGGGUUUCAAAUGUAGAGGUAUUCACAGAAAAGCAAAUCGAGAAGCUCUUUAUGGACAAAAAGCAUGGGUACAUAUUAGAAGUUGAUAUCGACUAUCCCGGGAGACUACAUGACAGCCAUAAUGAGUUGUCAUUCCUACCCGAACGCAUUAUGGUCCACAAGGUCGAAAAAUUGGUACCAAAUUUGGAGGAAAAGCGAAAAUAUGUGGUCCAUCCAUGGCUUAAAGGGUACAUCGAUCACAACGCGAGGCUAAGAACGGCUGCCAAAAACGAGGUUGAAAAGGAUUUCUACAAGCUGAUGAAUUUAAGCGUGUUUGGCAAGACGAUGGAGAAUAUUAGGAAUCAUCGCCAUUCAGCUGGUUACCAACGAGGACAAGUAUAUAAAGUUGUUCAUGAAGCCAAAUUUCAAGGGUGA
This is a messenger RNA of Hydractinia symbiolongicarpus, 1956 nucleotides long. RefSeq lists its product as uncharacterized. The transcript has 2 exons. The record is from RefSeq and is a predicted model, not a curated record. Bases 1 to 1956 code for a protein of 651 amino acids. NCBI's taxonomy places the organism in Eukaryota, Metazoa, Cnidaria, Hydrozoa, Anthoathecata, Hydractiniidae. Gene Ontology annotation, molecular function: nucleic acid binding.